CAAUAAACAGCUAUUGAUACUUCUUUUGAAACAUGUUUUCAGGUACCUACCAACAAUUUUUGAUGAAAUGAGUCAUGAAUCACAAGAAGCAUUUUGUUCUGCAAAUUGAUAGGCUGGAAAAGAGAACAGAAGCCUACAAUGAACAAAUAGAUAUAAUUGUUUGACGCUGGAAUCUUUAUUACCGGGUAGGGUAGGAUCUGCUACAAUUCUACAAUUAACGACGUGUUUUCCAACGACGCUCCAUGCUAAUUGCACAGCUCUUUUCCAUGUAAUGUCCCAUCCUGAAAAGUCAUAAAGUCGUUUCCUUCAAAUUAAACAUCCAAUUGCUCUGAGCUUUCAUUGCCCCUGUUUUGCUCAUUGUGUUGUUAGCAUGACGUCUAAAACGAAUAUGACGUCAAACAAAUUUGCAUAUGACUUCUUUCCAUGGUCAAAUGACACCAAUUCGUCCCAACAAAUUAAGAACAUCAAACCGCCACCGAAAAGGAGCAAUCGACCGACUAAAAGAACAACUUUCACAUCGGAGCAGGUCACACUUUUGGAGUUGGAAUUUGCAAAGAAUGAAUACAUCUGCAAAGACCGACGCGGCGAGUUGGCUCAAACAAUUGAACUCACUGAAUGUCAAGUGAAGACCUGGUUUCAGAACCGGAGAACUAAAAAACGAAGAUGUACAUCUCCUCUUCGAAAAAGCAUGAUGAAGAAGUCUGACGAACGUUCUCCUUCGCCACAAAAUCCAUCGUCUCAGCAUGUUCAGAAUUUGCAAACGUUUUUCCAUUCAUGGCCCUCGCAUUUUGCAUAUUCACUUCCUUCUGAUCAACAGAACAAUGUUUGAUUUUUGCAGCUCUUUGUCUACUUUUUUAUACUGAAUUCUUCAUGAAAAAAAACAUACUUUAUUUGAGCAAAAUUAUGAAAUUCAAUAAAAUGUUCAGUUUUGAU
Molecule: messenger RNA, 933 nt
Organism: Caenorhabditis elegans
Lineage: Eukaryota; Metazoa; Nematoda; Chromadorea; Rhabditida; Rhabditidae
Gene: ceh-63
Product: Homeobox protein ceh-63
Exons: 5
Coding region: 371-829 (152 amino acids)
Biological process (GO): regulation of transcription by RNA polymerase II; regulation of DNA-templated transcription
Cellular component (GO): nucleus
Molecular function (GO): DNA-binding transcription factor activity, RNA polymerase II-specific; DNA binding
Source: RefSeq, marked reviewed